This is a messenger RNA of Caenorhabditis bovis, 339 nucleotides long. The record is from the annotation of a GenBank genome assembly. Lineage: Eukaryota; Metazoa; Nematoda; Chromadorea; Rhabditida; Rhabditidae.
AUGCUCAUUGGGCUUGCCGUUAUAGGUAGCGUUAUUGUGGUUUUAUGCGUCACACAUGUGACUGGACGCCACUUAUUCACUUACGCUCUACAACACAAUAUUUUCAAUAUUCGGGAGAGAAAGUUCUUCCAACCACCAGAGCUUAGAGCCAGACAUGAACGGGUCGCUAGAAAAUUGGAAGCCACCUUCAAGGGCCACAAUGCGGAUCGAAUGGCGCCGGCUCAUCCGAUAUUCGUGAACGCUGUCCCGGAAGAUGAAAGAUUCCCACACGGAAAUGAAUGUCCAGUGUUUCAAGUUGCAGUAAACGGAGAAGUACGUUUUGUUAUUUAUUUUGUCUAA